Messenger RNA from Cordyceps fumosorosea ARSEF 2679, 1938 nucleotides. RefSeq names its product Zinc finger, C6HC-type. The transcript has a single exon. The coding region runs from base 1 to 1938 and encodes 645 amino acids. The record is from RefSeq and is a predicted model, not a curated record. NCBI's taxonomy places the organism in Eukaryota, Fungi, Ascomycota, Sordariomycetes, Hypocreales, Cordycipitaceae.
AUGGUGUCCCUCGGCAUCCUUUCGUCCAGCGACAAGGCGUCCGCGAACCGAUCGAAGCCGGCCCGGGCCGCCGGGCCUGAGGACCUGCUCCCCGAGUACAUCCACGAUGCCGCGCAGCUGCCGUGCGUGCCGCCCGAGCGACCCGACCUGCACCAGCUCAACAGCUGCCUCGAGGCGCUGGCCGCCAUCUUCCCCGACGUCCAGGUCGAGGUUUUCCGCGAGCUGCUGUCCAACUUUGACGGCGAGUCGCGGCUGGCCCUCGUCGCCGACGCGCUGCUUAAGAACCGCGUCACCUGGGUCAAGGGUCGGUGGCGCGUGGCCGACAAGGACGACGCCCCUGGCCCGGCCGUGCCCCGCACCGAUGCCUUCCGCAGCCCCGAGUACAAGCGAGCGGUGCGCGCGCUCGCCUGGCACGAAUUCCGCGGCCUCUCCCGCUCCACCAUCGACGGCGUCCUCGCCGAGUCCAACUACGCGUACCUCGAGUCCCGCCGCACGCUCGCCACGCUGUCGUCCAAGUCGUGGCGCUUCACCAUCUCCUCCAUCUUCUUCCGGCGGAAGCCCGUCGUCGCCGCGGGCGAGGCCGAGAACCACCCGCUCGUCGCGUGGCGGUCGACCGGCCAGGGCGCCGUCGUGCCGACCAUCCGCGCCACCGGCAGCGCCGAGCUGGACCGGGAGCUCUACGAGGCGCUGGUGGCGCCGCUCAAGGCCCGCGACAGGGCGGCCCGCGAGGUGGCCGACGGCGCGCUGGCGCGCACGCUGAACGAGCAGGAGGCGGAGGCGGCGGGCGCCACGUACGAGUGCGGGUGCUGCUUCGCCACGGGCCCGUUCGAGGACAUGACCGCCUGCACCGCGUCAGGGCACAUGACCUGCCUCCACUGCGUGCACCACGCCAUCAGGGAGGCGCUCUUCGGACAGGGCUGGCAGAGCAGCGUCAACGCCGAGACGGGCACGCUCAGGUGCCUCUCCACCGAGGGCGACCGGUGCCCCGGGCAGGUCCCGCACGAGCAGCUCCACCAGGCGAUGAUGCAGCACAAGGGCGGCGCCGACAUGCUCCUCAAGCUGGACCGCCGCCUGGCAGACCACUCCCUCAUCGAAUCCCAACUACCACUGAUCCGGUGUCCCUUUUGCAACUACGCCGAGAUUGACGAACUGUACGUGCCGGCGGAGGAGGCCAGGCUGCGCAUCCGGUUCGACAGCGGCUAUCAGAUGCUGUUCCUCGGCGCCACGGCCAUCGCGCUCCUCCUCCUGCUGCCCGGCAUCCUCCUGGCGACGCUGCUCUGCGCCCUCGCGGCGGCCUACGCGCCGCUGGCGCCGCACCUGCGGGACCACUGGACACGCGCGGUCGGGCGGCACAGCCGGCGGCGGCGCGGGCUCAAGUUCUCGUGCCGGGCGCCCGACUGCGGGCGGGUGUCGUGCCUGUCGUGCCACAAGGCGUGGCGGGACGUGCACGUGUGCCACGAGUCGUCGCUGGUGGCGCUGCGGACGCAGGUCGAGCAGGCGAUGAGCAUGGCGGUCAAGCGGGUGUGCCCGCGGUGCAGCACGUCGUUCGUCAAGAACGCGGGCUGCAACAAGCUGACGUGCCCGUGCGGCUACCGGAUGUGCUACGUGUGCCGCGCGGACCUCGGCGAGGAAGGGUACCGGCACUUCUGCGACCACUUCCGGCCGGACGGCGACCCGCGGCCGUGCAAGGAGUGCGACCGCUGCAACCUCUGGGAGUCGGAGGACACGGAGCGCGUGCUGCGCGAGGCCCGCGAGGAGGCGGAGCGCAGGUGGCGGGACACGGAGAAGCGCGAGCUGUCGGGGAGCGAGAAGGCGUUCCUGGCGACGGGGUACAUCAACAAGAGCCACGACAUGGGCCUGCGCAGGCUGCUGCGGCGCGGGCAGCUCCCGACGGUGGGCGAGGUGUGCGACCUGGUGAUUGACACUGUUUUCAUCUAG